Engraulis encrasicolus (European anchovy) is the source of this 3225-nucleotide messenger RNA. RefSeq names its product cell cycle and apoptosis regulator 2 (gene ccar2). Gene Ontology annotation, biological process: regulation of DNA-templated transcription. The transcript has 20 exons. The record is from RefSeq and is a predicted model, not a curated record. NCBI's taxonomy places the organism in Eukaryota, Metazoa, Chordata, Actinopteri, Clupeiformes, Engraulidae. Gene Ontology annotation, cellular component: nucleus. The coding region runs from base 248 to 2758 and encodes 836 amino acids.
UCUGUCUCUCUCUGCUUAAAAUGAGUAAAGCAGCCGUGUUACUGGGGCACAACGUUUGAAUGAGUGAUGUGAUGUAUUGAAUAGUUUUGCAUUUUUUGUCAACCGAACUUGCUGGAUGUGGCAGCUAGCGGCAUUAGCUGACUGAUUUGCCAUCAUUGAAAGCGCGAGCUGCAAGUCCACAAGCUCAUCAUAUCCCACACCUACUCAACAUACUCAACCGGCAGGUUAAACUCAGCUGUUUGUCACCAUGGACUCACAGAUGAAGCAAAGAGUCUUCACCGGAGUGGUGACUCAGUUGCAGGACAACUAUGGCAUGGUAGACCAGGACGUGCACUUCCAAAUGAGUGACGUUAUUGGGAGAUAUCCCCAGGUUGGGGAGAAAGUACUGGUGAAAGCCAUCAAAGACUCAGCCCAGGCUCUCAACUGGACUGCUCAGACUGUUCAAACCCUCAACGGCCAGCCAUUCAAGUCACCUCCUCCUCUACUGCCUUCACUGUCAUCAAAUCAGAAACCCGGCAUCCUGGGCAGACCCCCGCACCCGCACCCACACCAACACCCGCAGCCCCUCCUAAAGUCCCCCAAGAUCCCGCCCCUCAUCCCCAACAUGCAAAACCCAGGCAAGGGCCUGCUGCAGAUGCCGCCCCAUCACCUGCAGCCGCCGUGGGGGGCUCCGUACGAGGGCUGGGGGGGCGGAGCAAGCUCCCGCAAGAGGCACAGCGAGGGGGGAGGAGCCGCACGCAGGGGAGGCCGCUGGGAGGACGGAGGGCCGUGGGGAGGGGAUGGCAUCCACCAGAAGCGGAGGCGGUGGAAGGAUGACGAGGGGCCGCGGAAGACCUCCACGCCGCCCCAGCAGAGCUGCCCCCUCUUCUCCUGCUUCCCACGUGACAGCGUGAGUUGUGAGGGCCUGGAGGUGAGGCGCCGCUACCCCCACCUCCCACUGCCCCCGUCCCUGCUCCACCUGCAGCUGAGCUGGACCGAGAGCUUCCCUCCCGAUCGGCCCCUGGCCCUCAGUGGCCCCUGCGUGUUCCGGGCGGGGACCCCGCAGACGGCAGAGCAGGAGCCGGUGGAGGACGAGCCAGAGGUGCAGGACUCAGAGUACAGUGUCAAGGUGAUUUUGCCUUCUAUGCCAAGUAUGGAGGAGCUUUACAGCAAGUGUUGUCUGCUGGACCAGAAGCCAGAAGAUCAGGGAUCAAAGAAAAUCGCCGUGCACCCCAGCACCCUCAUCAAGUUCCUGCUGCUGGAGUCCAAGGGGAACCUGCAGAUGGUGGGGGGCUACUGGUCGGCAGCGGAGGACGGGGCGAGCCCAGCCAAGGACCCCACCAGCCUCAUCCGCACCGCCAUGCGCUGCACACUGCAGCAGACCGGCCUGGACCUCAUGCCCUGCACACAGUGGUACAAGAUGGCGGAGAUGCGGUAUCUGACAGAGCUCCGAGUGGAGACGGUGGUCUUCAUGAUGCCAGAUGUGUGGAACCUGCCCCAGAUCGAGAACGAGGACCUGCCGCCCAAAGAGGAGGAACCGGAGGAGGGAGAGGAGCCUGCCCCCAUUCCCCCUGUACCUACAGGCCUGGAGGUUACGCCUCUCCCUGGGUCCACUCUGCCCGUCCUCUCCCUAGCCUCACUCCUGGAGCCCCAGACCUCCAAGACGACGCAAGAGGCCUUUGAGGUGGGUCUGAUGGCAGAGCUGUUCUGCGAGAUGCUCCAGAGGGACUUUGGGCUGCAGCUGUACCGCUGCCUCAGCUGUCUGCCUCUGCUGCCCGCUGCCUCCAAGGCCCAGGACGGCGCCGCAGAGGCCGCCGACAACGCAGCCGCCACCGCCGCCGCCACCGCCGCCAAGGAGGAGCCCAAGAAAGGCAAGCGAAGGGCCGCCAAGGAGGGCAAGAAGAAAAAGGGCUCGGAGGAGCCGAAGGAAGACAACACAGAGGUGAAGAAAGAGGCGGAGGAGGUCGAGGGGGAUGGUGAGGAGGAGAAGGCAAAGCCAGAGGAGACGGGGAGCGUGGAGGAGGACACCAAGAGCAGUGAGAACGCUGAGGGACUGGUAGAGGAAGAGAAGACGGCGGAUUCAGCAGGAAACCACACCGCCAAGGAGAAUGAUCGUCCUUGGGGCUGGAGCCCGGUGCUGCCCCGCAGCGUGCUGCUCUCCUGGGUCUUCUUCGACCGCAAGCUGGACGGGAGCCUCCGCGAGGCCGACCUCCAGAACAUCCUCAUGUCCCUCGGACUCUACCUCACUCCUGGACAGGCAAUGGAGUUGGUGAAGAAGAGCUCGUUGAGCAACCUGUGUCAGUACCGCAAGCUGUGCGCACAGUGGGAUGACUCUGAGCUGCCGUCUGACGUCAGUCUACAAGGGAACCAGGCCCUGCUGCCAGGCCCGGCGGCCACGGCUAAGAGCUCCAGCCGGCGGUCGGGAGCCAAGGGAGGCGGCGGGGCGGCUGCGGAGAUGGUGAGCUACAAGGGCGUCCAGCUCAACAUCCCCAGCCUGCUGUUGGCCCUGGAGAAGGCCACGCAGCUGCAACGCGCCCUGGAGACGCACGUGGGCGUCCUGCAGACCAAACUAGUGGAGGUGCAGCUGGGUAAGGAGUCUCAGGAGGAGGCGGCGCAGGGCAGCGAGGAGCUGAAGAGGCGCGCGGAGCAGGCCGAGAAACUCAACAAGCAAUACGAGCGGAGCCUGAAGGAGAACGCCGGACACAUGCUCACCGUCAUCGAGAAGAUGCAGAAGAUGGUGGACCAGACAACCAGCCUGACUGACUCCAAGAAGGCAUGACCAAUACGGCUGCACUGGACUGGGGAGGGGUGGGUUAGAGUGUAGUGGGGGGAAAUGCACUCCUGGGUGACCUGCACUAAGUUUUACAAGGAAAAACGAAGGAAGACGAAGACUAUCUCGGUGGAAUUUAUUUGACUGUGUAGUAUGUUACGGCAACAGUGUGACUGUAUGUGUGUAUGAGUGUAUGUAGACUGUCAAAAACCAUGACGACACAUUUCUAUUCCUUUCCCUUUGCCAUCACAGACCCAGUGUGGGUGACAAAAAAACUGUAUGUGUAAUUGUGUGGAAUACUUGUCCAAGACCUAUUUUUUAGCUGUAAAUAAUGAUGAUGGAUUUUGUUUUUAUAACGAGCGUCAUAACUUAAAAAAGUAAAUACUUUUUCCCUGGUUGUGUUAAGUGUGCAAAAGAUAAUCCUCAGUGAAUUUCGUAGAACACUAUUUGAAAUUAUUAAACAUCCUUUGUCAAGA